This is a messenger RNA of Oryza brachyantha (malo sina), 1676 nucleotides long. Its product is annotated as pectin acetylesterase 5-like. The transcript has 12 exons. The coding region runs from base 66 to 1370 and encodes 434 amino acids. Lineage: Eukaryota; Viridiplantae; Streptophyta; Magnoliopsida; Poales; Poaceae. Gene Ontology annotation, molecular function: hydrolase activity. The record is from RefSeq and is a predicted model, not a curated record.
UAUAAAACCUGACAAAUUGAGAGGAGGAGGCGGCGGCGAUCAAUUUCAGAUCGGAUUCGGAUUCCAUGGCGUCGCCCGCGACGUCCUCCGCCUCCGCGCCGGCGAGCCACCAACUGCGCCUCUGGUGGCGCCGCCGCGGCCGUGGCGGCGCCGUCGGGGCCACCUUCUCCGUCGCGCUCCUCGCCGCCGCGCUGCUCCUCGCGCUCUCCUACUACGCCUCCUCCCCGCCUACCGCCUCCUCCUCCGCCCUCGUUGGCCUCACCCUCGUCCGCCGCGCCAAGGAGAAGGGCGCCGUGUGCUUGGAUGGGAGCCCGUCCGGGUACCAUCUGCAGAGAGGCUCCGGCACUGGAUCUCGGAGCUGGCUCCUCCACUUGGAGGGUGGAGGUUGGUGUCGGAAUUUGAGGUCCUGUGCUUCACGUCAGAAAUCGGUGUUGGGAUCAUCGCGGUACAUGGAACACCAAAUUGAGUUUGCUGGGAUCUUGAGUAAUGACAGAUUUCAGAACCCAGAUUUUUAUAACUGGAAUAGAGUUAAGAUAAGGUAUUGUGAUGGUGCAUCAUUUUCUGGAGACGUCAAGGAUGAACUGCAGAAUGGCACAAAAUUCUUUUUCAGGGGCCAGCGUAUCUGGGAAGCAGUAAUGGGCGAACUUCUGCUAAAGGGACUCAGCCAUGCUAAGCAGGCUUUUCUAACAGGAUGCUCUGCUGGUGGGCUAGCCACUUUCAUUCACUGUGAUAAUUUCCGUGCACUGCUACCAAGGGAUUCUAGGGUUAAAUGUCUUGCGGAUGGUGGCUUUUUCCUUGAUGUAGAGGACAUUUCCAGGAAAAGGACCUUGCGGGCAUUCUACAGUGAUGUUGUCCGUCUUCAGGAUCUGGGGGGAAAAUUUUCACAUUGCAGUCAAAACAUGGAUCUUGGCCAGUGUUUCUUUCCUAGUGAAGUUGUAAAGGAUAUCAUCACCCCAGUAUUUGUUCUUAAUACAGCAUAUGAUGCCUGGCAGGUGCAACAUGUGUUGGCUCCAGAAGCAUCUGAUCCACAACAUUCAUGGCUAGAAUGCAAGCUGGAUAUCAGAAAGUGUGAUUCUGAUCAACUUGAAAUUCUCCAAGGUUUAAGGAAAGAAUUGCAUGAUGCUAUAAGCGAACUUAAGCACAAAAGGAACUGGGGAUUUUUUAUUGACUCAUGCUUUGUACACUGUCAGUCAUUGAACUCGUUGACCUGGCAUUCUCCAUCUUCUCCUAGAGUCAACAACAAGACCAUUGCAGAUGCGGUUGGAGAUUGGUUCUUUGACAGGAGAGAGGUGAAAGAAAUAGAUUGUGAAUAUCCCUGCAAUCCAACUUGCCACAACUUGGUUUUUUCCAGGCCUUUCAAGGGACGAUGAAGUUCUAAACAGGUUUCUCCUUUUGCCAUGAUAUUGUAAAACCAGGAAAUUAUAUAUGAAUCAUCAGUCAUCAUGUAAUCUUCAGACUUGUUCGGGUUUUUGGCACCCAACAUCAUACCUUACUCUAGAAGCGAACUGUGAGAUAGUUAGACUGCCUGAGUUUGGGCGCAAUUAUGUAAGCAUGGAAUUACAGUGUAUUUGAAAGCAGAAUCCUAUGUACUGUACAACUUGUUUUCUAUAAAAAAAUGAAGUGUAUUCUUAUACUGUUAUGGAAUUUCUUAAGCAUAUAUGGUCAAUCUACCAUAC